AUGAGGGACCAAGAGAUCUCAGACCAGAAGAACAUGCUCCUCUUGGCCCUCUGUGGCAAGGGUUGCAGUGCUGGGAAAGGGGAGCGUACAUCCUUGAGGGAACACAGCCAGAUCUGGCCUGACAUUCAGGGCUUCUGCUCCAGAAACUUGGCAUCCCACCCUGCCCCCAAUAGGACAGUGAAAGCCAAUGAGGAAAAGGAAGUUUCUGCCUCACUUCUGGAUUCAGACCUGGCCAUUUCAUGCUAUCAUCAUAAGGUAACCAGGAAGCCACGGCAGCCAAGAAGAGUUCCAAUGCGGUGUGCUUCAAGGGUGAUAGGACGAAAGAAGACCCUUUGUCCACAGAGAUACAGAGACAGUGUCAAGGCACGGAAUAUGACGAUGAGGGUCAGAAGACCUAUAAAAGGAACCUUGAGAAAGAAAAUCCGAUCAUAUGCCACUCAGUCGAAGAAGGUAAAGAAAACAAGAAAACCAAACUGUUUUUUCUGUUCCUGUGCAAGUAACAAACUGAAUCAAAGCCGAAAAGGGUACCAAAAUAUGAGGCAGAGUCAAAGAAGGAGGCAGAAUCAAAAGAGAAGGUAAACUCAGCCACCCCAGAAUGAGAGACCCUGGAGAAGUACAAGCUGGGCAGACAGUAACUGAAUAGAAAAGGUCAGACAGUUUACAAUUGUGUCUCCAGAGGUCUGCUUUCUUCGAAAUGGCCAACCAGGAAAAGACUGACUCUCACACUAACAUAGUAAACUGAUGGCUUCGAUUAAAAUACACAUCAAAUGGUGAAAAGAUGA
Molecule: messenger RNA, 782 nt
Organism: Bubalus bubalis (water buffalo)
Lineage: Eukaryota; Metazoa; Chordata; Mammalia; Artiodactyla; Bovidae
Product: spermatid nuclear transition protein 3-like
Exons: 4
Coding region: 1-579 (192 amino acids)
Source: RefSeq, a predicted model, not a curated record